AUGUUGCUCGAUAAUGAUGCUGUAGUGUUCACUAGCGCUCAAUUAUCGCCACGGAAACGAGCCAUUGACACAAUUUUUGCAACCCUAGAUGACGGGAAGACGAAACCCACACCAAGGAAGAACAGCAAACAACCGGAAUCUCAAGCUACUACUGAGAAUAGCUGUCUCAUGCGAGUCGCCUUGGGAAAUAAAAAGAUCGCCACAGUGGUUCACCAGAAGGACAUAAAUCGAUUUAACCAGGCCUACGCAAACGUCAUCAAGGCGAACAUCGAUGGCUUAAAGAAGCGGGACAAGCGAUCCGGUGCCAAGGGUGCCACCACCGGCGCCUCAUCGAGCCACGCCACCAAGCAGAUCACUUCCACCCCUCCUACGUCAUCGAACAACGUGUAA
Molecule: messenger RNA, 390 nt
Organism: Mesocestoides corti
Lineage: Eukaryota; Metazoa; Platyhelminthes; Cestoda; Cyclophyllidea; Mesocestoididae
Source: the annotation of a GenBank genome assembly